This is a messenger RNA of Musa acuminata AAA Group (dessert banana), 1902 nucleotides long. RefSeq names its product putative pentatricopeptide repeat-containing protein At1g10330. The record is from RefSeq and is a predicted model, not a curated record. Gene Ontology annotation, molecular function: protein binding. Bases 40 to 1464 code for a protein of 474 amino acids. The transcript has a single exon. Lineage: Eukaryota; Viridiplantae; Streptophyta; Magnoliopsida; Zingiberales; Musaceae.
CCUUGGCGACGUAGAAGCCGGUGGGUUGGUCGUCGCUGCAUGCCAUGCUUCGAGUUGUUGCUUCAACACUUGCACAGCCACCCGCAGAGGCUGCACCAAAUCCACGCCGUUCUCAUCACCACUGGCUUCCACCUCGCUUCCCCACCGCGCGCCCUCCUUCCCAUACGGCAGGGAAGCAGCGCCGUCUUCUUCUACAACUGCCUAAUACGGGCUUGCCUACGCCACCGAGACCAGCCCGAUACCUCUCUCCGCCUCUUCGCCCAGAUGCUCGCCCAUGGCGUCCGGCCCAACCGCUACACUUUCCCCUCUCUCCUCAAAGCCGCCGCCGGUGACGCCGCUUCCUCCCCCUCCUCCGGCCGUGCCAUUCACGCGCAAGCCGUCCGCCGAGGCCUCCUCCUCGACGACUUCACCAACUGCUCCCUCGUCGAUUUCUACGCGCGAGUCGGCGAUCUCGGUUCCGCUCGGAAGACGUUCGACGAAUUGCCUCAACCGGACUUGGCCUCCCGCAACUCGAUGCUCCACGCGCUCUGCGUCCACGGAGAUCUCGCGGCUGCCAUCGCGCUCUUUGAAAGCAUGGUCGACGGGAAUGUCAUCUCCUGGACGAGCCUCAUCAAUGGGUACGCUAGAAACGGCGAGUUCCAUGAGGCAAUCGACCUCUUCAGGAGAUGGAUCAUACAGAAGGACGUGCCCUUGAGACCCAACGAAGCCAUGUUGGUUAGCGUCCUCUCCGCAUGCGCUAAUUUGGAUCACAACAGAGCUCUGUUUAGAGGCUUGGAGAUUCACGGAUUCAUCGUGCGGAACGAAGCACCGUUGACGGGAUUCGUAGGGACCGCAUUGAUCGACAUGUACAGCAAGCACGGUCACUUGGAUUAUUGCACAGAUGUCUUCCAAGCAACCAGGGAGAAGGAAGUGUGCACUUGGAAUGCGAUGAUCUCGGCGUUAGCCCGGAACGGGAGGGCGGCCAGUGCCCUACAACUGUUUGAUGCAAUGACAGCCUCAAGGCUGCGGCCGAACCACGUGACGUUCGUGGCCGUGUUGACAGCCUGCGCUAUGCAAAAGCUUGUAGACCAGGGUCUGAGGUGGUUCGAGUCGAUGUCCACCGAAUUCGGGGUGGUGCCGCUGAUGGAGCACUACGGGUGCGUCGUCGACCUCCUGGGAAGGGCUGGCUUCUUGAAGGAGGCGAUGGAAUUCAUUAGGAGGAUGCCUUUCGAAGCCGACGCCUCGGUUUGGGGUGCUCUUCUGGGGGCUUGCAAGGUCCAUGAGAACGUGCAGCUUGGGGAUGGUGUAGGGAAGCAGUUGAUUGAGCUUCAGCCUUGGCCUGCCGGCCUCUACAUGGUUCUGAGGAACAUAUACGCAGGGGCCGGACGAUGGGAUGAUGCUGCUGGAAUGAAGAAAGCGCUGCAGAACUCAGGGAUAAAGAAGCCCACAGGGUACAGUUGGAUAGUCUCCGGCGACUGCGUUUGAAGAUAGCAUCAUCGACCAUUAGAGAAUACUUGAAGAGACCAAGGAGCAGCAACACACACCACCAGAACAUCCAACUUAUAGCACAUUUAGUCUUUGAUGCCGGUGUUUGGUUAUGGUACGUGCAUGCUGGUUUCGUUUACGAGCUUAAGCACAUCAUUUAGCCUUUUGGGUUGGAAGCAAAACAUCGUUGUUAGAUGAUCGCGUAGACAAAUUAAUUAUGUAUUUUAGAAUAAUUAAUAAAUUAAUUAUCUCGUAAAAUCAGAUUAUGAUGACGAAGGGCCACAUAGGUAUAUGAGGUGGACGAACAUGUUCUGCAUGUCGAUAUCAUCAGGUCGCUUUUCACUUUGUACAUCUCAAUUAAUUUAGGGGAAUUAACUGACAGAUGUCAACUUAAAUGAUAUGAAUGCAUCGAUCUUAGCGUAUUUGUCUUCCUAAAAA